Vicia faba (fava bean) is the source of this 1428-nucleotide messenger RNA. Lineage: Eukaryota; Viridiplantae; Streptophyta; Magnoliopsida; Fabales; Fabaceae. The record is from the annotation of a GenBank genome assembly.
AUGGAACACCAAAGAGAACAAGAACUACUACCACCUCUAGUAGCCAUGGUUUCAAGUCCUGGAAUGGGACAUCUCAUUCCAAUGAUUGAAUUCGCCAAGCGACUCACUAACCACCAUAACCUCCCUGUUACUUUCAUCAUCCCCUCCGAUUCUCCACCCUCUAAGGCUCAAACCACCGUACUCUCCUCCCUUCCAUGCGGCAUUUCCCACAUCUUUCUCCCUCCAGUCACCCUCUCCGACCUCCCACCCGACACCAAACCUGAACCACUCAUGACAAUCACCAUCCUCCGUUCUCUCCCUUCUCUCCAUCAAACCCUACUCUCUCUCAUCACCUCCCACCGUCUCUCCGCCUUAGUCGUCGACCUCUUUAGCACCGACGCCAUUAGCACGGCUGCCGAACUCGAUAUCCCUUCGUAUAUCUUCUUCGCCACCACCGCUAAUAACUUGUCUUUGGCCUUUUAUCUUCCCCAACUCGACCAAAAGUUUCCGUCUGAGUUUAGGGAUAUCCAUGAACCGCUUAAUAUUCCUGGUUGUUACACGGUUCAUGGAAAAGACUUACCAACCCCGGUUCAGGAUCGAACCAAUGAAGCCUACACAUGUUUCCUCCACCAUUUGAAAAAAUACAAGUUGGCUAAGGGAAUAAUAGUGAAUAGUUUCUUUGAGCUUGAACCGGAGGCUUUCAUGUUUUUACAGAAGAAUGAACCGGUGGUUCAUUCGGUUGGACCGUUGGUGAACCAAGACAAUAUUGAUAAUGAAUCUGAAUUUGAAGUUGGUUUGAAAUGGUUGGAUGAGCAGCCACUUGGAAGUGUUGUAUUUAUUUGUUUUGGGAGCGGUGGAACCCAUAGUAGUUCUCAAACGAAUGAACUUGCUUUUGGGUUGGAACUGAGUGAACAAAGAUUCUUGUGGGUUUUGAGGUGUCCUAAUGAUAAAGUUGAAAAUGAUUCUAAUUUUAUUGCUAAUAGUAAUGUUGACCCAUUUGAUUUUUUACCUGAUGGUUUUGUGGAGAGGACUAAAGGGAGAGGUUUGGUGGUUCCAUAUUGGGCUCCACAAGCACAAGUUUUGAGCCAUGUCUCAAUUGGAGGGUUUGUAUGUCAUUGUGGUUGGAACUCAAUUCUUGAGAGUGUGGUGAAUGGUGUGCCUUUGAUUGCAUGGCCACUUUAUGCAGAGCAAAAGAUGAAUGCUGUUUUGGUUAGUGAGGAGGUUAAGGUUGCUAUUAGAGUAAAUGUUGGUGAGGAUGGGUUAAUUGAAAGGGAGGAAAUUGCAAGUGUUGUGAAGAGGUCGAUGGAAGGUGAGGAAGGAAAGAAAGUUCGUAAUAAUAUGAUGGGUCUCAAGGAGAUAGCCGCUAAUGCUCUAAAGGAAAAUGGGUCUUCAACAAAACAAAUAUGUGAAUUGGCUCACAAAUGGAAAGGUGUAGCAAUACCAAAUUGA